Messenger RNA from Drosophila kikkawai, 944 nucleotides. Its product is annotated as zinc finger protein 830. Gene Ontology annotation, molecular function: nucleic acid binding; zinc ion binding. The record is from RefSeq and is a predicted model, not a curated record. Gene Ontology annotation, biological process: mitotic DNA damage checkpoint signaling; mitotic DNA replication checkpoint signaling; nuclear DNA replication. NCBI's taxonomy places the organism in Eukaryota, Metazoa, Arthropoda, Insecta, Diptera, Drosophilidae. Gene Ontology annotation, cellular component: nucleus; spliceosomal complex.
CCUAGUUGGAAUGGAACACCGAAGUCAACAAACCAAAAUCGAAGUAAACAAUUAAAAUUAAAAACCAACAUGAAUAAUGGAAAUAUUAAGCGGGUGCCAAAGAAGCUGAGCGUUUCCAAGAAGCCUGCCGUCACUGUGAAUUCACCCCUGGCAAAGUAUGACUCUUCAGGGACCUUGACCUGUAUCAUUUGCAGGAUUCCCAUCAAGCCCAGUGUUUGGAAAGUGCACAUCAACUCCAAGCAGCACAAACUGAAUGUGGACCAGGCCAAGCAAAACAAAAUUGAGAAACCAGUGGCCACCACUGCCAAGGAAUCAUCAGUCCCAUCCUUCAAGGCUCCUCAUCCUGUGGCCAAGUCCAGCACGCACCCGGAUCCUACUCCGGCAGAGAACCAAGAGAAGAAUCCCCAGCUUACUCCAGAGAAGGCGCCACCACAGUCAAAUACCAGUAGUAAUAAGCCUUCCUCAAUCGAAUCUGUUGCCGAAAAAUUGCCCGAGAAGUUUUUCGACGAGGACAAGACCAGCAAAACCGAAGCAGCUCGACUCCAGGACGAGGAGUGGCAGCGGUUCCAGCAGGAGAUCAAGAAGGCAGCCACAGAAUCCAGUGUUAUCAUAGCUGACGAGCAAGAGGAUAUAAAUAUCAAGCGUCAUAUCAAGGAAAUAGACGAACAAAUUGAUAACUGGAAGAGAGUUAUCAAAAUAAAUGAUCAGAAAACAUUGCUUUUAAAUAAAAAGCGAAAGGUCAACGUGAAAGUAGAAAUAGAUCCCGAGUUGAGUUCCAGCGAGGAUGAAUGCAGUGUAGACGAUUUGUACGACUGGCGAACAAAAAACUUGCAUUAAUAAAAUAUAUGCCAUUAAAUGUUAUUGUUAAAAACAAUGAAAACUUGAAUUAAUGUAAUUAAAUUAAUUUUUGAAGUAUAAUAUUAAAAAUGGGAGCAUAGUUAAGC